AUGGUCUCGCAGCCCGAUCACUCGUCCACGUCCGGCUCUGGGGGCACCAUCACCGUCCGCGGCCCCAGCUCUGUCGUCGGCACCAGCUCCACCACCGGCGCGCGACACCGAUCUUCUCGACGCCACCACUACAACAGGUCCUAUGCCGGCGGCGCCUCCUACGUCCCGCAGAAUGAGUUCCCCUGGUUCUCCCACUCCGGCGACGUCGAGAUCGUGGUCAAGGUCCCCUCCGGCCACGAGAACAGGUACCUGCUGCACCGACACACCCUGACGCGGUGCAGUGGGUUCUUCGAGGCGAGCACCAGUGAGCCGUGGUCCAAGGCGGUAGAUGUCGUUCCGGAUUUGCCUGCAUUACCUGCGCCGGGGCGAAAUGGAGCUCCGGCCGGAGGGGAGCUGGCCAGGAUAGGCGAGGACAACGGUACCGCCGAGAGAGGAAGCACUGUGUCGCGGGCAAACAUAGGCACGCCGAGAAAGAGGUGGAGAUACGAGCUCGACUACGGGAAAGGGGGCGACGAUAUACCCAUGCUGGUGCAGAAGGAGGAGAACAGCAACAACAACACCACCUCUGCCGCAACCGGCCGCCUGAUGGGGCCGCCAACCACCUCCAUCUUCGGCGGGAGCUCAAGUAGCAGCGCCGUUGGCCGAACAAAACACUCUCACAACCAGUCAUCCUCGCGCGACUUCUUCCGAUCCGUCGCGAACCUCAGUAUGCCCUCACCUACUCACAACCAAUAUCCACUACCGACGAACACUACCUCGAAUCUCCCGCCGCCGUCACCCGAAGACCAAGACACACUUCGCGACUACGACAACCUCUUCCGCAUAAUGUACAAUUUCUCCCCCGUCCUGGAUGGAAUAAACAUUGCCGACGCAUACGUACAAUGCAAAUCGCUGCUCACCAUAGCGGAUCAGUACGAUGCGCUAUCCGUCGUUGGGCCAAGGGUAGAUCACCACCUGUUGCAAUUCCAAAGCCGGCUGUGGAAACAGAUUGCGAAGUACCCCAUCAGCUAUCUUCGGCUGGGUCACCUGGCAAGAAGCAAGAUUAUUUUCCAGGAGGCCCUCAUCCACGUCGUCGGCCAAUGGCCUGCCGGGGAGCGCAGCCUGAGGAACACCCUACCCGAGUCCGUCCUGGAUAUCAUCGAGGAUAAGGUCGACGAGCUGGAGGAAACUGUCGCAAGGGUCGAGGGCCGCCUUUUCAGGCUCAAUCUGACUACAAGAUCCGGGGAGCGAGUAACGCCUGCGACUGGCUACCUCGACUGGUUAGCCGUCAGCUUCUUCAGGCAGUGGCUGGCAGACAACACCACGCCCAAUCCUGUUCCCGCACCCCCGCCCCAAAGCGAGCGGAGAGCAAUAGCACAACCCGGCGGAGGACGGACGCGCAACAAUUCAGGCCCUAACAGUAACAAUAAUACCGCGCUCAUUCCUGCGUCAGCCGCACAGCCCGUUAUUCCCCUCGUUCCACCAUUAGCCUCGCUGGGCCGCACGUACCGCACUCUGGGCGGCAUGACAGGGGCCAGCGCGCCGGGGUACCUGACGCACGAUGAGUGCAAGCGCUUCCUCAAGCUCACGCCCGAGAUGUACAGCCGCGACAACCUGCGGCGGUUCGAGAAGCGCAUAGACGAGCUCAAGAGCAUGGCGCGCGAGGUCGUCAGGCCGCUGAUGGGCAGCGGGCUGGAGCUCGACCUGGGCGGGGGCAGCCGCGCCGCCGAGGGCAUCGGGUACCUGACCUGCACGCGGGUCAGCGAUCGGGACCUGCCGUGGUCCGUCGAUGAUUGA
This is a messenger RNA of Diaporthe amygdali, 1776 nucleotides long. RefSeq lists its product as uncharacterized. The coding region runs from base 1 to 1776 and encodes 591 amino acids. Lineage: Eukaryota; Fungi; Ascomycota; Sordariomycetes; Diaporthales; Diaporthaceae. The transcript has a single exon. The record is from RefSeq and is a predicted model, not a curated record.